This is a messenger RNA of Marchantia polymorpha subsp. ruderalis, 2215 nucleotides long. The record is from the annotation of a GenBank genome assembly. NCBI's taxonomy places the organism in Eukaryota, Viridiplantae, Streptophyta, Marchantiopsida, Marchantiales, Marchantiaceae.
AGCGACCUCCCACAGCUACCCCAUGUGAUAAUUGUGGUGAGACCCGGGACUGGGGAGCGAGCGGGAGGGUUCCAUGCCCAGAAGAUCAAGGGGUCCUUGGCGUUGUUGUGCUCGUCUGUUUGCGAACCACCUAUGUAGGCCAGUGGAGGUCGAGACAAGAGAGAACAAGGACGAUGAAGUUGGUGUUUUUUUCCCGGCUUUGUUGAUCUCGUACGAACUACGGUCGAUCUCGUCCUCUUUUGUUUGUCAGCACAAGAAAUUUCAGAUCCAGAGGCGCACUCGCUGUCUUUCGAAGUUAAUCAGGUCUACUCGAGAAGCAAGUGGAGGGUUUGGCUGCCGCUCUACCCAAUAUCGGCAGACCAAGCUGCCCCGAUGAAUCUGUAACAGAUCUUUGAACGGCAAGGAGGAAGACGAUGUGGAUCACCUCCAGCUGACAGACAUUUGGAGGUGGGAUGUCGGAGGGGAUUCUCUAGGGCAGGGAUCGAACGAGGUAUGCUUUAGGGAGCUCCGCAUAGCUAGCAGCGGAAAAGCAUGGGUUUAGAAGGAUUGAUUGGUGCGGGGUUGGGCUUUCUGUCGAUCGGGCUCUGGCAAGCGUUUACGGUAGUGAAAUUUUUCAGGUUAAAUGACUCUGCAUCAUCGGGAGGUGGAGCGCGGAGGUCCAGGCAACUACUGAAGGGAGGAAAUUCUCACCGGAAUAUCGAGCUUUCGAUCAUUGCCGUUUUGUCGAUCCUGCAUAUGGUAUUUAGCUUAAUCGCCUCGAGUAAUGAUCAAGCCCAUGGGUCUGGUGUUGGAAUGGCCUUGUCUUUGGAGAGAUUUGGCGUGGCGACUCUAUUCCUAAUGUAUUCCCUGGUGGCUUUUAUCAGCGAAAGCUCCACUAUUCUACCUCUGCCGGCAGGGACAUUAGAAUUGGUAGCGCUUUUCGCUUUUGGGGAGGAGUUUUUGCUGUUUUAUUCCAACAAUAGUGGAGAACACGACGCAGGUCUUGAAACUCAAUAUUAUUCCCUGAUUCUAGUCCCCAUCGGGGUUUGCCUUCUUGCCACAGCAAUGGAAGUAGCUUUUCCAACGGCUGUGCUCCCCCCAUUCGUUCGAAGUAUGGCCCUCGUUCUUCAGGGGACUUGGUUCUUCCAAAUGGCUGCAUCUAUUUACACUACCAAGUGGAUGGCCCAAGGUUGCGAAUUAGAUAAGAGAGGGGAGGGGGAUGUUACUUUGCGCUGCGAAGGUAUGUCACUCAUGAGAGGAAAGGCCAUUGCCACUCUCCAAUUCAAUUGUCAUUUGGCUAUGCUCCUCCUGUUUUUGCUUCCUCUUUAUGCUCUAAUGAGUAGAAUCUACACUGUUCCUUCAACCUAUGAACGGCUGGGAGACAACGAAGUUUCGGAUGAAGCCAGAGGCAGUUUGCAGGUCAAAGAUAGGGGACAAGAGCUUGCCCAAGCUGAAUAUCGUCAUGUUCUGGAAGACGAAGAUGAAAAUUCGGAUUCGCUGGAGGCUAAGGGGGCCCCCGAUACCAAUGGUUUCCACAGAGUUUCAAUUUGAGCACUUUUUCUUGCUUAUGUAAAUUUUAUGCAAACGGUGAGCAAUUUGCUUGCCUUCCACCCUCAUCAGAAGGGCACCUUUGUAUAGGCUUAAAGAAGUGACGUACCGUGUCAUGGCAGGGAGUGUUGUUGGUCGAGUCUAGUUCUUCUAGUUCAAAUCGGUGCAGGGGUUCUCGGAUUGCCACCGUUCAAAUCAAUGAAUCAUUGACGGCUCUAGGUUAAGCUUGGCUUACAUAGCUGGAAAAGAGGUUAUGGGGAAUUUAGCUCCACUUAAACAUUUUCCGCAGACGGAGGUAUCUUUCUGCUGAUGUUUCUAGGUCCACCUCAAGGUGUUUGAAAAUUCAUCGUGAAAAACGGAGCAACUGCUUUGAAGGCGAGUUGCUCAUGAUACAUCAAGACUAAGGAUACAGGAAGAUGAUGCAGUUCUCACAUUGUUGUGUAUCGAGGGGUGCGUGAGAUUGUCAAGAUUCCAUAGACAUCAGAUCUUGCAUUCGUUUUUAAUCACCCGAAACCUAUGGCAUGUUUUGACGGCAUAAAAUGAGCAUUUUCACAAACAGGCGUACCUAGCGUCUGACUUUCACCAUAGGAGCUGGUGAGUGUAAGAGGUAGCGUUGAAUUUUUCAAGUAGAAGUUGCUCAGACACGUAGUAGGUAUCUCUUGAUGGAAAGUUUAAAUUUUGCAUUGAC